Pectinophora gossypiella (pink bollworm) is the source of this 647-nucleotide messenger RNA. RefSeq lists its product as uncharacterized. The transcript has 3 exons. The record is from RefSeq and is a predicted model, not a curated record. Lineage: Eukaryota; Metazoa; Arthropoda; Insecta; Lepidoptera; Gelechiidae. Bases 189 to 641 code for a protein of 150 amino acids.
UGAGGUCACUCGAUUAAUGGAUUGAUAACGAAUAGUAUAUAAACGAUAUAUUCCACAUCUGAGACAUAUUCCUCCGAAGUUUCUUGCUGAAAACACGAUCAAAAUGGCAUUCAAAAUCGCUUGUUUGGUCUUGGCACUGUCUGUGGCUUGUCACGCCUAUCCUUACGGCUACGGCGGCGGAAGCCAAGAUGGAUUUGGAGGAGGCCAUGGAAGCCAUGGUAGCCAAGGAGAUUUUGGCGGCGGACACGGUCAUGGAAGCGAUAGCGGAUUCGGCGGGGGUCACGGAAGCCAAGGCGGAUUCGGCGGGGGUCACGGAAGCCAAGGCGGAUUCGGCGGGGGUCACGGAAGCCAAGGCGGUUUUGGCGGUGGCCAUGGAAGCCAAGGCGGAUUCGGUAACCAAGGCAGUCAAGGCGGAUUUGGCGGUGGACAUGGUCAUGGAAGCGACAGCGGAUUCGGCGGGGGUCACGGAAGCCAAGGUGGUUAUGGUGGCGGUCACGGAAGCCAAGGCGGUUUUGGCCAGGACAGCGGCUUCGGCGGCGGCCACGGACAUGGACACGGACACCAAGGAGGCUACCAAACGCACGGAUAUUAAAUUAAUUAGGAUUUUAGAAUAUUUUAAGUCAAAUAAACAUUAUUUGUAAAAAGUU